UAGCAUGCAUCCGCGCGUCGAUUUUCAUUGAACUUGAACAUUUCCAUCCGGGUUAGUUUUUUGCGAUUUCGUUUGACGUUUCGUGUGUGUGAAUUUGCACGUUUCGUUGGGUGUUUUCCUUCGGUGAAGGUAAUUUAGGUGAAAUUAUGGGUAUUCGGUGGUGGGGAUAUGUUACGCCACUGUCGUGUGACAAAGAUGGCAAGCGACAUUAUGCCCGGUUAGGAGAAGCAUGGCGGCAAGCGUGGACAUUUUGUAGUUUUACACGUUUUUUUGUACGGUGUAAUUAUGUGACUGUUUGUGAAUCUUGUUUAAUGAAAAGUUUGUAAAUAAACACUAAACCCGGGCUUUUACAAUCAUGGCGUCGAAUGACGAAUCUUCUGGUGAUGAUGAAAAUAAUAGUUUCUUGAAUAAAGGGCUAAUUCUACGAACUGAUGACUGCGAUCCUUGUUGCAACUCCUUCGGUGGAAGCCCCGGAAGGUGCUCUUGUACCAUGUCCAAGGUUCUUAACCACAACGGACAAGAAACAAUUUCAGACGUGUCACCUGAAAACACUCCGACAGUGUUAACGAAUGGCCAAAUCAAGACGGACUUGACGGAGAGGAACUACCUUACUUCCAGUGCUAGCUUUAGUGAUAGUGAUACAGUGAACAGUCGAAGAUCCAGUGAUGAAGUGAUAGGUGUGGAGGACCCCCUUGACGAAACUAAGGAGAUAGUCGAAACGUCCGACUUCCUCACCAACAACACAGAAGAAAUAAAUGAUCACAUUAGUGUGACAGAAGUUGACCAGAAUUUUUGUAUCAAAGAGGAAGAAGAUGAAUAUAAAUCAGUUUCUGAAAAUGGCUGUGAUCAAAGUUGCAAUAUUGGUGCUGUGAAUAUUACCAUAGACACUAAUAACACUUCUUUAAAUCAGGAAACUUCAAAAAACAGUGGCCUUCAGAUAAAUUCAAAUGUUAAUAAUAAUGAUAUUGAUAUAUUAAAUGAUUUAAAUUUUACAAACAGCAAUAAACUACCAAAGAAUCUUUGUCCGACACUAGAUUCAGACUUGGAUUACAGUCUCCUGAAAGGAAAGCAAGGCAUCGAGCUACUAACAGCCAUUGAAGAACAAACCAACAAUUUCAAUCAAAGCGAAUUUCGCCCAAAAAUUGAGCCUUCUUCGAACGUCGAGCUAAUCAGUUGUUCGCCGCGCAAUGCCCGGACGAGAUCAGUUGAAACCACCACGGUUCCUAAACGCAGCGCUAAGAGGGCGCUUUCGGCUGACGCCGACCACAAAGACGUGAAACUGAGAAGACUGGACUUCGACAAAGUAAAGCCUAUAAGCACUCCGAUCAAAAGUGAGCACAAAAGCGACGAUAAAAGCAAGUCGCGGCGGCACGACGGUGCGAAAAAGCACGACAGGAGGCGGAGCAGCUCGUCGAGGAAGAAGUCGGUAGGGACGCAAACCAGAUCGUCGCACAGAGAGUCCGCAAAUCCAAGGUUGAUGACGAACGGGAAUUACACUUACCCACCGUCUGAUACCAGUUUAAAAUACCGCCGUUUUUACCACAUCGAAACGCACUCAAACGGCGGGGCGAAAAUCCUGAGGAUGUACGACGACGAGCUGAAACAGUUACGCCCGGAAGAGCAGAUGGAGUUAACCGAGGAGUUUUUUACGUUAGCGUUUAAGGAAAACUCAGACGGGCACGCUAUAUUCGUCAUCGCCGUCAUUCACGGAUCCGCCAAUUUCCUUCCUGAUAUACUAGAAUACAUGGCCGAGAAAUACCCAAACCUGACUGUAAAAAACGGCCUUUUGAACAAAAGUUCCGACAUUGAAACGACCACUUUCGCUGAAUACAACAGAAACGUAACUAAACAAUACGAAAGCGGUACUGUGAGAUACGGGCCUUUACACCAAAUUAGUAUCGUCGGUACUGCGCAUGAGGAGGUGGGGGGGUACUUCCCGGACUUGUUGGAUAUGUUAGAAUCGAACUAUUUUUUAAAACUGACGAUGCCAUGGGGGCGACUAUCUAUAUGUCGGGACAUGAAACGCACAGAAUCCAACGACGGACCUAUAGUAUGGUGCAGACCCGGCGAACAGUUAGUACCAACAGCAGAUUCAAGAACCCCCUUAAAGAGAAAACGAACCGGCAUAAACGAACUUAAAAAUCUUCAGUACUUACCACGAAUGUCUGAAGCUAGGGAACACCUAUUUGAGGACAGGACUAAAGCGCAUGCGGAUCACGUGGGAGCUGGGUUAGACAGGAAAACCACAGCCGCCGUCGGGAUUCUUAAAGCAAUUCACGGAGGACAAAACGAAGGACCAAUUAAUCGUAUCACUAAAGACGUUGUGGCGUUUUCCGCCAAAUAUUUUGAUGUUCUGGCUGAAAAACUGCAGCUGGACCUGCACGAGCCGCCCAUAUCGCAGUGUGUCACGUGGAUAGAGGACGCCAAACUAAACCAAUUGCGAAGAGAAGGUAUAGAAUAUGCACGUGUAAAUCUGUACGAUAAUGACAUAUAUUUCUUGCCGAGGAAUAUUAUACAUCAGUUUAGAACGGUCACUGCAGUUACAAGCAUAGCGUGGCACGUUAGAUUGCAACAGUAUUACCCGACGUACGAAACCAAAAACGUGGAUGAAAAUGAGAUCAAUAACAAGGUACUAAUGAGAACAGAAGUGUGUGAUAAACACGAAUCGUCCAAAAAUAAUCACGUUAAAAACGUGUUGAAGGUGAAACAGAAACUAGAUUUCGAAAAACAAGUAUUAAUAGAGAAGGACAAAAUACCAAACGAGCACAAAUACAAAAGUUUCAGUAAAGAUAAGAGUCGUUCAAAGGAUAAAGUUCGGGACGAGAAUAAAGAGAAACGUAGUAAAGAUCACGAUAAACACAGCCACAAAUCAAGGAGCGACAAAGACAGACACGAACACAAAGAUAGAAGUAAGCAUGAUCGAGACAAAGAUCGCCAUCAUCACCACUACCACAAAGACAAAGAUAAAUCAAAAGAUAAAAGUUCAGACGAUAAGUCACGCCACCAUUAUCACAAAAGCCACAAAAGCAGCGACCAUAAGAGUAGACAUAAAAGUAGUCAUUCGCAUCACAAAGACCGAGAACACUCAGAUUCGAAAAAAAUUGGCAGCGAAAGUAAGAACGAAUGGAAUAAAACUUCGCUGAAUAGUAGUACGAGUAGUACGUUAUCGAGUACUUCGCUGACAAGCAGCGUACAGAAAAAUCAUUCUCCGCCUGGUAUGACAAACGAAAGUGCGCAUGCGCAGAUACCUAGGUUUAUUCCGCUGGAUAAUACGUCUCAGAUUUUGAAACACAAACAGGAGAAGAAGCCCCAAAAAAUCAUAAAACGUCCACGAUUGUCACAAUCAACUGAUGUUCUCGGUGAUAUUUUGAAAGAUAUGAACAAAUGUGACCCACAUAUAUAACAGUAACUUUUGUUGUUGUAUAAAUUACAUAUAACUGAAGUGUUCAUACCUGGAGUGUACAUAGUUGUAAAUAUUUUUUAUCGGCGAUAAUUUGGAUGAAUCUUCGUCAUCCAUACAAACACGAAUUCUAAAGCAAACUGGACAAUGAGUUAAUGAUUGUUUUAUUUACAUCCAAAUUUUAUUUACAUCGGAAUCUCAUCAUGUUUUAUCAGAUUUAUUUAUUCUUUAUAUAUUUCGUAUUUGUAAAAAUGAUUUUAUGGUGUUUUAAUUUUAUCACAGUGCGUAGUAUGUAAAUUUCGAUCUCAUCGUUUUUAAUCCGAUUUUUGCCAUUACUAAUGUAUUUUAUUUAUAAACAGUUUUAAAAUGUUAUGUAAUUUAUGAUUUUUCUUGUAAAUAUGUAUAGGUAGAGAAAUAUGUACAGAUUUUUACUUAGUCGAGACCUUUAAGCGUUGCUGUAUAUUGAAAUAUAUAUAUUAUAUAUAUAACAAUGUUAGAAAAGUUUUUAGUAAUAACUAAUAUUUUUUCAUAUCACAGCAAAAUUUUAGAUUAAUUUCUAACUAUAAGAAAAGAAUCUAUUUUUUGUGUGUUAGCUUUAAAACUACUGCGAGGUUUAUUGUAUCAAAAAUCAUCGUCUGAUACAUUAUUUAUUUACUAUUGUAACGACACCUGCAAAUUUAUUUUAUCUUUAUUUAUUUAUUAAUUUUUAUUUUAUAUAUAUAUAUUUAUGGUUUCAAAUUUAAUGAAGUUCCUUCAAAUUGAUGACUGAAUUUAAGGCAGAAUGUUUUAAUAGAACUACGAAUGGUGUCUUGUAUUUUAUGAUGUGAUAAUUUUUACGUUGUAGACAGGCUUAACUUUAUAUUCAUAUCGACACAACGCCCAUUCUUUAUUUUCCAACACAUAACUUUGUAUUACUUUUAUUUUCAUCGAGGUUGUGGCAUAAUUACCCAUUUGUAAGUUAAACCUUUGCUUCGCAUUGUUACAUUCCAUACAGUAUUGUUUAUAUGAAUAAAAAUUUCCUGUCAAUUAGAA
Messenger RNA from Zophobas morio, 4432 nucleotides. RefSeq lists its product as uncharacterized. The record is from RefSeq and is a predicted model, not a curated record. Bases 356 to 3403 code for a protein of 1015 amino acids. Lineage: Eukaryota; Metazoa; Arthropoda; Insecta; Coleoptera; Tenebrionidae. Gene Ontology annotation, cellular component: nucleus. The transcript is spliced from 8 exons.